AUGAGUUUUGAUUACACAUUUGUAGUUUUAGGAGGAGGUAUUGCAGGAGUUACUUGUGCCGAAACAUUGGCUCAAUUAAACCGAGAAUCGGAUAUUUUAUUGAUUACCAGAUCGGAAAUAAUAAAAACUGUGUCUUCAGCCGUUUAUUUAACUAAAACAAUUAUGGAGUUAGAUGUUGAAGAAACUACAUCUUCAAAAAUUUCAGAUAAAUAUCCCAAUGUAAAAUUUUUAACAGACAAUGUAACAAAGUUAAACUAUGAUGACAGAAUAAUCGAAACUGAAAACAAAUUGAAAAUAUCAUUUAAAAAACUUUGCAUUUGCACAGGAGGAGAACCGAAUUUGAUUAAAAUGUGUAACCCUUAUGUUAUAGGAAUUAGAGAUACAGAAUCGGUAAAAGAUUUUGAAAGUAAAAUUAAAAACUCUAAAAGAAUCAUGGUCGUGGGAAAUGGAGGAAUAGCAUCUGAAGUUAUUUAUGAAGUCGAAGGAAUUGAAAAAAUUUGGGUAAUUAAAGAUAAUUACAUAACUAAAAAUUUUAUCGAUCCAGGUGCUGCUGAAUUUUUUCAAAAUAAAUUAGAUAAAAAAUGUGGAGAUGUAUCUUCGAUAAUCAAGAGAGUCGUUUAUACAACAACAACAACAACAAGUCCAAAUUCAAGCGAUGCCAAUUUAAAAAAAAAAAAUCCUGCACUGGGCCCUGAUUGGCAUAAACGAUAUGAUUUAAAAGGUUCUUUAAAAGAAAACUCAGUCGCCAUAGAAUACAACACUCGAGUUGAAAACAUAAUAACAGGAGAUGAAAAUUAUCCAGUUUACGUCGAGUUGACGAAUGGAAAACGUUACGGUGUUGAUUUUGUCGUGUCAGCAACGGGAGUCGUACCCAAUUCGGAAAUAUUCGUGCGCGAUAAUAAAGAUUUAAAAAUAAGCGAAGACGGUGGAAUAAUUGUCGAUUGGAAAAUGGAAACGACGCUAAAAGAUGUUUUUGCUGCCGGAGACGUUUGUUCGGCCGGAUGGACUUGGGCUCAACAUUGGCAUCAAAUGAGACUGUGGACUCAAGCACAACAAAUGGGUUGCUACGGUGCAAAAUGCAUGACGGCAUCCGUUAACAACGAAGAAAUAUACCAAGAUUUUUGUUUCGAAAUAUUUUCCCACGUGACAAAAUUAUACGGAUACAAAGUUAUUUUGUUAGGGUUGUACAACGGUCAAAAACUUGAAAAUGAUUACGAAGUUUUGUUGAGAGUGACGCGGGACAAAGAAUACGUUAAAAUUGUUUUGAAAAAUGGUAAAAUGCAAGGAGCUUUAUUAAUCGGCGACACCGAUCUAGAAGAAAUGUGUGAAAAUUUAAUUUUAAAUCAAUUGGAUUUGACACAGUACGGAGAUGACUUAUUAAAUCCUGAUAUUGAUAUCGAUGAUUAUUUCGAUUGA
Molecule: messenger RNA, 1416 nt
Organism: Pediculus humanus corporis (human body louse)
Lineage: Eukaryota; Metazoa; Arthropoda; Insecta; Psocodea; Pediculidae
Exons: 1
Coding region: 1-1416 (471 amino acids)
Molecular function (GO): oxidoreductase activity; flavin adenine dinucleotide binding
Source: RefSeq, a predicted model, not a curated record